Molecule: messenger RNA, 369 nt
Organism: Lathyrus sativus (Indian pea)
Lineage: Eukaryota; Viridiplantae; Streptophyta; Magnoliopsida; Fabales; Fabaceae
Source: the annotation of a GenBank genome assembly
AUGGGUAAAUCACCAGGAAAAUGGAUCAAAACUGUUCUGUUUGGGAAGAAGUCAUCCAAAUCAAAUAUACCAAGAGGAAGAGAGAAGCUUGUUAAUCAAAAAGAAGCAGUUGUUGCUUCCAAGGUUUCAGAACCUGGUUUGGCUUUAAAGCCAACUACCAAUACUAUUCCCAGACACGAGGAAGAGCUGGAGCUGGAGAGUAGUAGAGAAGCAGAAAAUGUUUUGCCUGGGAAUCAAGAAAUUCACACGGUGGGACUUGUUCAUCAAGAUGCACCACUUGAUCCAGAAAUAUUGAGGCGGGAGGAAGCGGUUACGAAAGCACAGGCUGUUUUCAGGGGUUAUUUGGAGACUAGGUCUUCGGUUUGUUAA